AUGUUCAAAGUGCUACCUUGCAAGAGGAAGGAGCAGGAGCAGAGCAAACUGGAGCGCAACCAGGGCCCCAAGCGAACCCGGCUGGUGUUCACCGACCUGCAGCGGCGCACCCUGCUGGCCAUCUUCCGCGAGAACCACCGCCCGACCAAAGAGCUGCAGAUCACCAUCUCCCAGCAGCUCGGCCUGGAGCUCUCCACCGUCUCCAACUUCUUCAUGAACGCACGCCGACGCAACAUCAACAAGUGGGCAGACGAGGGCCGCCCAUCCUCCACGGGCUCCUCGGGGUCCAGCGUCUCCUCGUCCGCCGUCUCCUGCAGCACGGCGUGA
Messenger RNA from Knipowitschia caucasica, 327 nucleotides. NCBI's taxonomy places the organism in Eukaryota, Metazoa, Chordata, Actinopteri, Gobiiformes, Gobiidae. The record is from the annotation of a GenBank genome assembly.